Cuscuta campestris is the source of this 2178-nucleotide messenger RNA. The record is from the annotation of a GenBank genome assembly. Lineage: Eukaryota; Viridiplantae; Streptophyta; Magnoliopsida; Solanales; Convolvulaceae.
CCGCACUUCCGUCAUCUUCUGCAUAACGGUUCUCUUCUUCUUCCAUUUUUUCGUAUCCCCUUCUCACCGCUUUCACCGCCGGAAGAUAAUGUUCUCUUCUUUAUUGCAAGCAGUUUCUCAGCCGUUGACAUCGCAGGAAUUCCAUGUUCGUGUUCUCGUGAAGUUUGAUGGUGUGUGGUCUGAUACGUUGGAAUUCGACUGUAAGGAGUUGUAUGAAAUUGAUGUCUACCGUGGGUGUACGUAUGAUGAUCUUCUCCAGUUAAUCCGUUGGACCGUACCUUCAUAUGCUGAAAAUUCAGAAUUUAUAUUGUCAUACACGACCAAUUCUACACAGCCACGUACCUUUGUUCAUGAUGACUCUACCCUUGAUUCUUACAUUCGAUUGAAACUGAUUCAUUGUAAUGUUCGUGAUUAUCCCUUGUGCGUUGAGUUAUGGUCUAGGCCUGAUUCCCCAUGUGGUUCCGAGUCUGACAAUAACGAUUUUUCUGAGGGGGACUCAUCUCUUUCUGGCCAUUCAAACGCACACGGUGGUGAUGUCCUAGAAAUGCCUCAAAGUAAUCACAACGAUCAGCGUCUCGUACUCUCUGGGGCAUCUCCUUUGUUUCACACAUCAACUGAGGAAUCACUGGUGGAGAACAAUUUGCUGCUGUCCAACGAAAGUUCAAUGGCACAUACUACCUCCAUGUCUGCUGAAGAAAUGUCUAUGUUAAGGGAUUUGAAGGUUAUAUCCCGGUUUGAUCCGACUACGAUUGCGGUGAGUGCAAUUUAUGAGAGUAAGCAGGAUCUUCUUUUCCAUCUUAAGAGACUGGCGAUGGCCAACUACUUUCAGUUCAGGACAAAAAGAUCGAACAAGAGUUUCCUCCAUGUUGUGUGCGUGGAUUACAAAAGAUGCAGCUGGGCAGUGCGGGCUGUGCGUUUGGAUAAAAAAGUGGACAUUUUUCAAGUUCGCAGGUAUGACCACGAGCAUCAAUGCCCUAUAGAUGCACGUCAAGGAAAAACAAGACAAGCUACCUACGAUGUUGUCGCAGACCUGGUGAAACAUCAAUUUCAUGAUGCAACAAAGAAGCCUUACCCUCCCAAAUCAAUUAUGGCAGACAUGCAAAGGGAGCAUGGAAUUUAUAUGACAUAUAAAAAGGCGUGGUUUGCAAAAGAAAAGGCUCUUCAACUCUGUUUUGGGACUCCAGAGGAAUCUUAUGCAUCAUUGCCGUCAUUGACCUUUAUGCUUAGUAAGGCUAAUCCGGGUUCAUUUAUUCAGCUCUCAAUGACCCCGAGGAAUCUUUUCAAAAAUUUAUUUAUUUCACUUUCUCCAUGGAGGGACGGGUGGCAACAUUGUGUCCCGGUGCUGAUAAUUGAUGGUUCGUUUAUGAAAUCCUACUACAAGGGAACCCUACUAAGUGCAGUCACCCGUGACGAGUCUAUGAACAGCGUCGACGCUGUUCCACGUGAGUAUCCUAUUGCAAGGGUAGUAGAUUUUUUGCUAGGAAGGAUGCAAAGGUGGUUCCAUGAACGUCGGGAGCUGGCAAAUUUCACAUCUUCCACUUUAUCAAAGCACUAUGAGUCCAAGCUUAAUGCCCUUCACGCUUCCUCCGCUGUUAUGGAGGCUUGGUUCAAUAGUGGUCAGGUUCUGCUAUUUCAUACAGCAAAUGCCACAAAAAAGCCUGGCUUGCAGGACCAUGGUGGUGCCACCCAUCUCCCCCAUAUGUUUGACAUUAUUAAGAAUUUCUUCGUGGAGAAUGAGAAGAGGUAUAAUUUUUCAGAUCUUACAGAAUGUGCUGUAAAGCAAUGGAGGAUGUUCAAGCUAUUUUACCUCUCUCUAUUUUUUUUCUUUUCUUGAAAUGGUUAAUUUGAGCACUCUUUUUGCAGUGGGUGGGGGGUCAUUGUUGAAUUAUCUUGAACAAUGUUUGUCACGUUGGAGUAUAAAAAUUUGAAUGAAUGUACAAGGACAAACCUCUAAGGAGUUGAUAGAGCAUAUUAUUGAAGUUGGAUAGAAUUUCCUAUUAUUGAAGUUGGAAUAGUCUCUUUUAGAGUAUUAUUAGAUUUUCUCCAGAAUUGUUAUCCAUGCUAAUAUUGCUUGGGUAAUACUUUGUAGUUUUAAAAGUACUUUCAUUUAUUUGAAAUUAGCUUUACUUGAAGGAUUUACCAAAUCUUCUUUUCCAACCAUAAAAGUAGUCUUUUAUG